Molecule: messenger RNA, 723 nt
Organism: Closterium sp. NIES-65
Lineage: Eukaryota; Viridiplantae; Streptophyta; Zygnematophyceae; Desmidiales; Closteriaceae
Source: the annotation of a GenBank genome assembly
AUGAGACCCUGUCGCCUCAGUAGCUUCGUGAGUGGUAUGCUGGGCGUGGGAGGUCUAGGGGUGCUGGUCCGUGCGCGUACGUUCUCCGCACCGGCGAGCGCAUCUGGUGUUGCUAUCUUUGAUCUUGACUAUGAUGCUAUCCUUGCUGCUAUGUAUGCUGUGACUAUUAGUGCUGAGGAUGACUUUUACCUGUGUGUUCCGCCCGACCCGGGCAUAGAGGCUGAUGCUCUAGCUGCUAGUGAGUCUGCUGCUCCAGGUGCUGGUGAGUCCGCUCUGUCAGGUACCGCGUCGGCUCAAGUCUUGCACACUUUCACCCUUGACUCGGGUGCUUCCCGUUCCUUCUUUUGCGACUGCACCACACUCACACCGCUCAGACGGCCAUUGGCGGUCUCCCUGGCUGACCCCUCUGGGGGUCCGGUCCUUGCACACUCGUCCACCGUCCUGCCUUCUCCGGCAGUCCCGUCUGGCUCUCUGUCUGGCCUCCGCCUCCCCUGGUUCUCCACGAACUUGGUGAGUGGAGCUGACCUUCUGGACGCGUGGGUUGAUCAGUUCACUCCUGGAGGUAGCCGUGUCGGGUCGAUAUUUGCUGCAGCGUCUCAGUCUGGUCCUGAGUCUGCCCCUGCUCGUGUCGCCUCUUGUCUCACCAGACACUCUUCUGGCACCACCGCCUUGGUCACCCCUCCAUGCCUCGUCUCCGAGGCAUGGCCUCCCGUGUCCUUGUAG